AUUUCUCCAAGCUAAAGGAGGAAGAACCAUGUCUUCACUUCUCUGUAAUCAUCGUAUGCCACUGGAUGACAAUCUUAUUCAAAUGCAACAAGGAACAAUGAUGCGCAAGGUGAAAUCCAAGAAUUGGAAGAAACAACGAUUCUUCAUGUUGCAGCAGGACUGCAUGACAGUCUGGUACAAAUCUAAGAUGUCUGGCAAAGCCAAAUCAGCCUUUUCUGUCAGUGAUGUGGAGACAAUCCGUGAAGGUCAUCAAUCAGAGGUGCUGCGAAGUCUGGCUGAGGAGUUCCCAGCUGAGUGCUGCUUCACUGUUGUCUUCCAUGGGCGGCGAAGCAAUCAAGACCUCAUUUCCAGUUCAGCCGAGGAGGCUCAGUGUUGGAUCCAAGGUUUGAGGCGCCUCAUAGAGAUGGUCAUUAACAUGGAUCAGAAAGAGAGGCUUGAUCAAUGGAUCUGUGACUGGUUUUUAAAAGCUGAUAAAGACAACGAUGGGCGGAUGAACUUCAAAGAGGUCCAGCACUUGCUCAGGAUGAUGAAUGUGAAUAUGAAUGAAGACCAUGCCUUCCAGCUCUUCCAGAUGGCUGACAAAUCAGAAACAGGGUCGCUGGAGGGAGAGGAAUUUGUGCUGUUCUACAAAGCAUUAACUCAGCGGGAUGAGGUGCUUGAGAUUUUCCAGGAGUACUCUGAAGAUGGGAAGAAGCUGACCCUGUUGGAAUUUGUGGACUUCUUGCAACAGGAGCAGAUGGAGGUUGAUGGCACUGAUGAGCUUGCAAUGGAACUGAUUGACAGAUACGAACCAUCUGAGACUGGCAAAGCUCGUCAUAUCCUGAGCCCAGAUGGAUUCCUCACGUAUCUCUGCUCACCAGAUGGCUCAAUCUUCAACCCUGAGCACAGGAAGAUCUUCCAGGAUAUGUCUCAACCUCUCUGCCAUUAUUUCAUCUCUUCCUCUCACAACACAUAUCUGAUUGAAGACCAGCUGCGAGGACAAAGCAGUGUUGAAGGAUACAUCAGGGCUCUCAAACAAGGCUGCCGGUGUUUAGAGGUUGAUUGUUGGGAUGGAUCAAAUGGAGAACCAAUUGUCUAUCAUGGCUAUACAUUCACUUCUAAGAUCCCGUUCCGUGAUGUUGUGACAACUCUUGAGAAAUAUGCCUUCUGGACAUUUCAUUACCCUCUAGAUAACAUCUUUAGUUUUAUCUUUAGUAGCAUUGAAGAUCUUACCUAA
Molecule: messenger RNA, 1216 nt
Organism: Thamnophis sirtalis
Lineage: Eukaryota; Metazoa; Chordata; Lepidosauria; Squamata; Natricidae
Source: RefSeq, a predicted model, not a curated record